CACAGCUACAAGAAGGGUGGAGUGGCCUCCGGUUUUCACCACGUCGACACCAACGUCUACAACAUCCUGCGACUGCUCCACGUGAAGGGGAGGAAGCACGUCACGGCCACAGAGGUGGAGGUGUCGUGGAGCAGCUUCAAUAAAGGAGACAUAUUUCUGCUGGACAUGGGGAAAGCCCUAGUGCAGUGGAACGGCCCGCAGAGCAACAGGAGGGAGAUGCUGAAGGCCGUGCUGCUCGCCCAGGACAUCCGGGACAGGGAGCGAGGCGGCCGCGCCCAGAUCGGGGUGGUGGAGGGCGCGGACGAGCAGGCGUCGCCGGAGCUGAUGAGGGUCAUGACGGCGGUGCUCGGCCAGCGGACGGCGCCGCUGAAGGAGGCCGUGCCCGACGACGGCCCCGGCGACGCGCCGGGCGGCAGCGUCAAGCUCUACCACGUUUUCGAGAACAGCGGGAAUCUGGUGGUGCAGGAAGUGGCCGCGCAGCCGCUGACGCAGGACCUGCUGAGCUCCUCUGACUGUUACAUCCUGGACCAGGGAGGAUCCAGCGUGAUGGUGUGGAAAGGCAAAAAUUCCUCCAAGGAGGAGCGACGAGAAGCUCUGAACAGGGCCAUGGGCUACAUCAAAGCCAAGAAGUACCCGUCCAGCACCACUGUGGAGGUGAUGAACGAGGGGGGAGAGUCAGCCAUGUUCAAGCACUUGUUCAAGUCCUGGAGAGAUAAAGGCCAAACCCAGGGGCUGGGAACCACCUACAGCGCGGGGAAGAUCGCUAAAGUGGACCAGGUGAAGUUCGACGUGAUGGAGCUCCACGCGCGCCCUGAGCUGGCGGCGCAGCAGCGCAUGGUGGACGACGGCUCCGGAGACGUCAAGGUGUGGCGCAUCGAGAAGCUGGAGCUGGCCGACGUGAAGCCCAGCACGUACGGGCAGUUUUAUGGCGGCGACUGCUACCUGGUGCUGUACACGUACCAGAUAUCCAACCAGCAGCAGUACAUCCUCUACAUGUGGCAGGGCCGUCAUGCCACCAGCGAUGAGAUCACAGCCUCGGCCUAUCAGGCUGUCAACAUAGACAACAAGUACAACGGAGCCCCGGUCCAGGUCCGGGUGGUCAUGGGAAAGGAGCCUCGACACUUCCUGGCCAUCUUUAAAGGCAAACUCAUCAUCUUUGAGGGAGGCACAGGUCGCCCGGGCGUCACCAAUCCUGACAACGGCGCCAGGCUCUUCCAGGUGAGAGGGACUAAUGAGCUCAACACCAAGGCCACAGAGGUUCUGGCAAGAGCCUCGUCCCUCAACUCAAACGACGUGUUCCUGUUGAAGACCGACCAAACGUGCUACUUGUGGUACGGAAAGGGCUGCAACGGGGACGAGCGGCUGAUGGGGAGAGCGGUGUCUGAUGUGCUUUCCAAACAGGACAAGCAGGUGGUGAUGGAGGGCCAGGAGCCAGCGGAGUUCUGGGUGGCGCUCGGAGGCAAGGCGCCGUACGCCAGCGACAAGAGGCUGCAGAGGGAGGAGCCUCCUCACAGCCCGCGGCUCUUCGAAUGCUCCAACCAGACGGGUCAGUUCAGGAUGACCGAGGUGGACGACUUCGCUCAGAGCGACCUGGACGAGGAGGACGUGAUGCUGCUGGACACCUGGGAGGAGAUUUUCUUGUGGGUCGGAAACUUAGCUAACGAGUACGAGACCAAAGAGGCGUUGCAGAGUUCUCAGGAGUACCUGAGGACCCACCCGGCGGGCCGAGACCCCGACACGCCCAUCACCUUCGUCAAGCAGGGGUACGAACCGCCCACGUUCACCGGCUGGUUCAGCGCUUGGGACCCGCACAAGUGGAGCGGAGGAAACUCCUAUGAGGAGAUGAAAGCAAAGCUGAGUGAUGCAGCAUCUGUCUCACAGAUCACUGUAGAUUUGAACAGUGCUAAUCUGAGCAACAGCACUGGGAUGAGUGGGGGAGGAUACAGAGCUCCAGGGGGGCCUGUGAGCCCCUCUCCACUGUCCAAAGUGCAAGUGGUGGAUCUCUCCUCAAACUCAUCCACUCCCACCAGCCCAUCCAACAAAAAAGGCCAGUCCAUGGCUCCGUCCCCAUCCACCGUAGAUGGUGGCACUGGGAUGUAUCUGAACCCCCAGCUUCUUCUCAACAAGUCUCCCAGUGACCUGCCGCAGGGGGUGGACCCCACUAAGAGAGAGGUCUACCUGUCGGAUCUGGAUUUCGAGAACCUGCUCGGCACCAAACGUGCAGACUUCCAGCGCUUGCCAAAAUGGAGGCAGAACGACUUGAAGAAAAAAGCCGGACUUUUCUGAGAAAGGCUCAUUGUUAAACAGAAAAGAAAAGCUGCCAAACCAGUCCCACGAAGCCAGAUAAAGGCCAUUGUGAAACACGCUGCGAGGCUGCAUUACAGCUGUUUGAGAACUAGGAGUGGUAGAAAGGCUUUAAUCAUGUCAUCUGAAACUAUUACUGCGAGUUAGAAUGAUUAAAACUGCAGCGUAGAAUUAUGUAGCUUAACUUGAUUGUUAUUAAAAUGACACAUUUCAUGUAAACUAAUUUAUAUAAAAACGUUUUGUUAUAGUUUCUAAAGCUUUAUACAUGCAUCUAUAUUUUAAAUGUUUGUGAUCAUAACUUGAUCUCACCAUAUGACAUGCGUUUGCAGAAUCAAUUAAUAUAUAAUAAAUAAACAAAUACACAAAACAACCUUUAGGGUUUUAUUCGGAGACAGUGCAGGUGAAUACAGAUGAGUAGAAAUGCUGAACACACUUCUAUGGAAAAGCGCUUUUGUUCUGUAUAAAAGGAUGAAAAUAUUGGGAUUUGUUUUAUGCAAAAUACCUGAUGUAGUAAACAUUGUACAACGCGUCUCGAUUAUAUAUUACAGUUAAUAUGCUCCAAUUAAAAAAAAAAGAGCAAA
This is a messenger RNA of Betta splendens (Siamese fighting fish), 2885 nucleotides long. RefSeq names its product villin-like (gene vill). The annotation marks the transcript as partial. The record is from RefSeq and is a predicted model, not a curated record. NCBI's taxonomy places the organism in Eukaryota, Metazoa, Chordata, Actinopteri, Anabantiformes, Osphronemidae. Gene Ontology annotation, cellular component: cytoplasm; actin cytoskeleton. The transcript is spliced from 16 exons. Gene Ontology annotation, biological process: cytoskeleton organization; barbed-end actin filament capping; actin filament severing. Gene Ontology annotation, molecular function: phosphatidylinositol-4,5-bisphosphate binding; actin filament binding.